Scomber scombrus (Atlantic mackerel) is the source of this 801-nucleotide messenger RNA. It is a transcript of the gene igfbp5a, whose product is annotated as insulin-like growth factor binding protein 5a. Lineage: Eukaryota; Metazoa; Chordata; Actinopteri; Scombriformes; Scombridae. The record is from RefSeq and is a predicted model, not a curated record. Gene Ontology annotation, cellular component: extracellular region. Gene Ontology annotation, biological process: regulation of insulin-like growth factor receptor signaling pathway. Bases 1 to 801 code for a protein of 266 amino acids. The transcript has 4 exons. Gene Ontology annotation, molecular function: insulin-like growth factor II binding; fibronectin binding; insulin-like growth factor I binding.
AUGCUGCUUAGUGUUUCCUUUCUGGUCAUUCCCCUGCUGAGCAUAACCGGCUGCGGCUCGUCGUACGUGCCGUGCGAGCCGUGCGAUCAGAAGGCCCUGUCCAUGUGUCCGCCGGUGCCGGUGGGCUGUCAGCUGGUGAAGGAACCCGGUUGCGGCUGCUGCCUGACGUGCGCGCUCGAAGAGGGUCAGCCGUGCGGCGUGUACACCGGGUCGUGCACGCGCGGACUCCGCUGCCUGCCCAAGAACGGCGAGGAGAAGCCGCUGCACGCGCUCCUGCACGGCCGUGGGGUGUGCAGGAACGAGAAGUUGUAUAAAAUGAUGCACACCUCAAAAGGCGGAGAAUCUCACGAUGGCGCCCUGAUACCCAUCGAGUCGAUGCUGCCCCAAACUAAGGUGCCCAUACACGGAGGAGACCGCAUCAACAGUCUAAAGGUCCUCGCGAUGAAACAGGCCAAGGACCGCAUCAAGCAGCUGGCCAGGCUGGGACCUGCCAGCAACCUGGAUCUCCCUUCUCACAGCUUGGAUAAACUGGAGCCUGAGUUUGGCCCCUGCAGAAGAAGACUGGAUAAUGUCACUCAGAGCAUGAAGGACGCUUAUCGGGUCUUGGCUCUCUCUUUGUACAUCCCCAACUGUGACAAGAAGGGUUUCUUCAAGCGCAAACAAUGCAAGCCGUCUCGUGGUCGUCGGAGGGGGAUCUGUUGGUGCGUGGACCGGUUCGGCGUGAAAAUCCCCGGCAUCAACUACGCCGGAGGAGACCUGCAGUGCAAAGAUCUUGACAGCAGCAGCAACAGCAACGAAUGA